Annulohypoxylon truncatum is the source of this 2962-nucleotide messenger RNA. Its product is annotated as dual specificity phosphatase. Gene Ontology annotation, molecular function: MAP kinase tyrosine/serine/threonine phosphatase activity; protein tyrosine/threonine phosphatase activity. The record is from RefSeq and is a predicted model, not a curated record. Gene Ontology annotation, cellular component: nucleus; cytoplasm; cytosol. Lineage: Eukaryota; Fungi; Ascomycota; Sordariomycetes; Xylariales; Hypoxylaceae. Bases 375 to 2825 code for a protein of 816 amino acids. Gene Ontology annotation, biological process: protein dephosphorylation; negative regulation of MAPK cascade. The transcript has a single exon.
CGAAAGAAGUUGCAGAUGUGUGGUCGUUUUGGGAUCAAGUAAAGAUUAUACAUAAGUAACCAGGCUUAAUCGGCUUGGUAGUAACGACAUUGGAAGAGAAGGAAAGAAGAAAUUGAAGAAGUAGGAAAAAGGAUACAGCAGCGCUGUCCGACACAAAGCAUCGUCGUCUUAGCUGUCGAAAUACGGCGUCAUUCAUUAAAGUCAUUCAUUGUGGAAUUGUUUUUAUUUUCUAUUAUUGGACCGAUUAAGUUGCGACACAACGCCGUUCGAACAGUCCAGGUUUCCACGCUAGAGGUGCAGACAGUGUGAACGGUGUGGUAAAGAGUAGGAAGAAGAGUAGGAAUUGUAAGAAUUGGCUCGGGGAAUCAUCAAACAUGCCGUCCGCUACCGCUAGACGAUUAUAUGAGGACCAAAUACCCUCAUUCAUGUCCAUUUUCGAUCCCGAGACGGACAACAAUAUUGAGGAAAGAGGAUUGGUGACGAUGGUAGAUCCUAAGUUAAUGGAGAUGGAGUCAUCGUGCGCACCUGGGCAACUGCCUGGCACUGGGCAAUUCACUGGUCAACUUGCUGGUGGGUUAGCACAACAACAACAACAUACCUUACGACCUCUGCCAAACGACCCUGCGCACCGUCACCACGACAGUACAUCAACCCAAAAUUCCGAAUCUGCAGAUUCUUCUCCCACAACAACUCUAACCACAGACACUUCUUCACUUUCUGACCCGUCACCGUCUUCUUCGCCAGAUUCACCUGUCAAUUUAAUACCUUUAAAUUCUUUUCCGGCUACCAAUUUUGGUGGCCUACCGUCAACGAUGGAUAGCCUCACCGUCAACGACUCCGGUAAGCGGGAGCGACCCAUGACGUCUCCUUCUCCCCGACGCGCUCGAAACAUGAAAGGCCUGUCGAUCCAGCCACCUUUGGCGAGCUCACUAUCCUCCCAACUUGUUUCCGAGCCUUCAUCGCCCGCUUUUAUUAAGCCAAAGAUCCCGGCAAUGAAGCGAAAACCCAGUCAGCUCAGUCUCAAGACUGACUCUACAGGCCUUAACAUGAGGCCCACUGCUCUAGAAGUCCCUGGCUCGCCCAUUCUUCCCCCGAUCAUUCAGCGAAGAUCUCUGAAGCAUUCGACAUCAUCCCCUCACAUGCUUUUUGGAUUAAAUGGGUUGAAGUCAGCGACCUUCGGCCCAUCGGGUGGCAUGACGUUCCCUCCAGUGCUAGAGCGUGGAACUUCGGGAUUGUCUGAAAUAUUACGACCGACAAAGUUGGGGAGCAGCGGCCCAGGUUAUGAUACUACUAUUCUCGAGGAAGAUUCUCCUAUCAAGACCCAGCUUGCCAAUCGCGCUGCAAUGGACUUUGAACCUUUUAUUGAGCCCGAGAACAACGAAGAUCAGAAAUCACCAGGUUAUCCCGAUGGCCCUAUCGCAAUUUACGAGGACAAUGUCUACUUGUACUUGGAGCCUACCGCAGAGGAGGCUUCGAAGUUCGACGUGGUAAUCAAUGUCGCCCGUGAAGUCACCAACCCUUUCCAAGCUAUGGGCAAGGAACCACCUGCGAUGAAUGUGAAACCAAUACAAACAGAGUCGCCCAUUCCGGACACAGCCAUGACCAAUGACAGCUUUGCGACAGCCUUUGAAUUCCCUCCCUCGGAACAAAACACAGUGGAAACACCCACAACCCCGAAAGCCAAUCCCUUUUCGGAACCUGAAUAUAUCCACAUGCCAUGGGAUCACAAUACGGAUAUCGCCACAGAUUUAAUGAUGCUCUGCGAGACGAUCGAGAAGCGCACAAAGGAUGGAAAGAAGGUUCUUGUUCACUGUCAACAGGGCGCGAGUCGCUCGGCCAGUCUCAUCAUUGCCUAUGGCCUCUAUCAAAACCCCGGCCUGACUGUCAAUGAUGCUUACUACGCCGCGCAAUCUAAGAGCAAAUGGAUUAGCCCGAAUAUGCGAUUAAUGUACUGUUUACAGGACUUCCAGAAAGAGGUUUCCAAGAAGAAGCUACCCCCUCGGUCUGCCGCCGGACCACGAAGUGGAAGGAGUCCCACAAAACAUAGGCUUACCCUAUCUGCGAACGCCAUCGAUAUGCAACCUAAGGAGCCAAUGACCGCACCGUUACCAGAUGAGAAAGACGGAACGGAUAACGGCUCCAACAACGAGCGUGUUGCAAACCAUUCCCGUGGAAAAUCCACGCCUAACUUAGAAGCAAUCUCUCCUGGGCCAUCAUCUGCUCCGUCGAGUUUUUCUUGGUCUGAGAAGGAGGAUGAGAAAGAUCCGGGAAAGCACGGCCGAUUCAACUUUGGGAAUUCCCUUGAGCCGCCUAGAUUCUUCGAACCGCAGCCAUCAGUUCAAGCGAGUCAAACAUUAUCACUGCCCCCUCCUUCGCCAGCGUUCUUCAAGCCACCGCCUUCGCCCGGAUUCUUCAAGCCUCCUCCCUCUCCUGGAUUCGCAGCUAGCCGUUUUGGUGAGGGUCCUCAGAGCUUUGGAUUUUCCAGCUUGAAUUUUGGUCCUACCGAGUCUCACCAUGAACGACCUAGUAGUCGAAGGGAGCUAACAAUCGCGCCUGCUUUGCCGGAGGACGACGAUGCCCUGAUGUCGCCGAGGGCCGAGACCAUGACAAACAAUCCAUUACAUGACUCGUAUUCGGAGUUAGCUGGCAUGAAGUUUGUUGAAGUUCCUCCUACACCAAGUGAAGGUCUUUUCUCUCCACGCCAGACCAUGUUUCCGCGAGAUCCUUUAUUUCCAUUCGGAAGACCCGCUCAAACGGCCGACCCAAGAAGCCCCCCAACGAAGGGUGAAACGCCUAUUGUUCGGUCCAUUGACGACUUUUUAUAACCCUCAGAAUAUUGAUCAUAUAUCAAUAAUGUGAUACGCGAAGAACGAGACGAGAUUCACAAACAUUUACCCUCAAGUAAAACUUAGGGCAACCUACUCUAUUUCAUUUGUUUACCGGAUUAAACACUAUCGAUUUU